UGUGACCGGGAAGAUGGCGGCCUUCCCCUGGCACUCCCGGAGCAGGAGCUACAAGGCGGAGCUUGCAGCGUGCCGGCUGCAGGCCGUGCCUCUGGAGUCGGGCGACUGCCACCCCCUGAAGCCCAUCACUGUCACCGAGUCCAAGACGAAGAAAGUGAGCCGGAAAGGCAGCACCUCUUCCACGUCCUCCUCUGCCUCCAGCUCCGUGGUGGACCCGCUGAGUGGUGUAUUGGAUGGAGCUGACCCUCUGUCCAUGUUUGCAGCCACUGCUGACCCCGUGGCCACAGCGGCUGUUACGGACAGUUCCAGAAAGAAACGAGACAGAGGUGAAAACUCCGUAGUCGGAUCAGACUUCGAGCCUUGGGCCAGCAAACGAGGAGAAAUCCUUGCCCGGUAUACUACCACAGAGAAGCUCUCCAUUAAUCUGUUUAUGGGAUCUGAAAAAGGCAGAGCCGGGCCUGCUGCAUUCGCCGUGUCAGAGAAGGUUCGGACCAGGCUGGAAGAACUGGAUGACUUUGAGGAGGGAUCUCAAAAGGAACUGCUGAAUUUGACGCAACAGGAUUAUGUGAAUCGAAUAGAGGAACUUAACCAGUCGCUGAAGGACGCCUGGGCUUCGGACCAGAAAGUAAAGGCACUAAAAAUAGUCAUCCAGUGCUCGAAGCUCCUCUCGGACACCAGUGUCAUUCAGUUCUACCCGAGCAAGUUCGUCCUCAUCACGGACAUACUCGACACGUUCGGCAGUCUGGUGUACGAGCGCAUCUUGUCCAUGUGUGUGGGCGAUCGCAGCGUUUCACCAGACCACUUCUCUCCGGAGAGUGCCAACGACACAGCCAAGGAAACGUGCUUGAAUUGGUUCUUCAAGAUUGCUUCGAUCAGGGAACUCGUUCCGAGAUUUAGCUACGUGGAAGCGUCCAUCCUGAAGUGUAACAAGUUCCUCUCCAGCACGGGCAUCUCGGAAUGUCUGCCCCGCCUGACGUGUAUGAUUCGGGGGAUUGGAGACCCGCUGGUGUCAGUGUACGCCAGGGCCUAUCUGUGCCGGGUGGGAAUGGAAGUGGCUCCACAUCUCAAAGAAAGCCUGAACAAGAACUUUUUUGACUUCCUCCUGACGUUCAAACAGAUUCAUGGGGACACAGUGCAGAACCACCUGGUGGUCCAAGGAGUGGAGCUUUCGUCUUACCUCCCCCUGUACUCGCCUGCCAUGGACUGGAUCUUCCAGUGCAUUUCCUAUCGUGCCCCGGAGAUUCUGCUAACUGAGAUGAUGGAGCGAUGCAAGAAACUAGGAAACAAUGCCUUGCUUUUGAAUUCUGUGAUGUCUGCCUUCCGGGCCGAGUUCAUCGCCACCAGGUCCGUAGAUUUCAUUGGCAUGAUUAAAGAGUGCAAUGAGGCCGGCUUCCCCAAGCAUCUUCUUUUUCGCUCACUGGGGUUAAACCUGGCCUUAGCUGAUCCUCCGGAGGGUGAUCGACUUCAGAUUCUCAAUGAAGCUUGGAAAGUUAUUACUAAAUUGAAGAAUCCACAGGACUACAUUAACUGUGCUGACGUGUGGUCGGAGUACACCUGCAGGCAUUUUACGAAACGAGAGGUGAACACCGUCUUGGCCGAUGUCAUCAAGCACAUGACUCCAGAUCGUGCAUUUGAGGACUCCUACCCUCAGCUUCAGUCAAUAAUUAAGAAAGUCAUUGCCCACUUCCACGAUUUCUCAGUUCUUUUCUCCGUGGAAAAAUUUCUGCCAUUUCUGGACAUGUUCCAAAAAGAGAGUGUGCGGGUGGAGGUUUGUAAAUGCAUCAUGGAUGUUUUCAUCAAGCAUCAGCACGAGCCCACCAAGGACCCGGUCAUCCUGAACGCCCUCCUGCACGUGUGCAAGACCAUGCAUGACUCUGUGAAUGCACUCACUCUUGAGGAUGAGAAAAGAAUGCUGGCACAUUUGAUUAAUGGAUUUAUAAAAAUGGUGUCCUUUGGUCGUGAUUUUGAGCAGCAGCUGAGUUUCUAUGUCGAAGCCAGGUCUAUGUUUUGCAAUCUGGAACCUGUUCUCGUGCAGUUGAUUCACAGUGUGAACCGGCUAGCAAUGGAAACAAGACGAGUGAUGAAGGGGAACCACUCCAGAAAAACGGCUGCCUUUGUCCGGGCUUGUGCUGCCUACUGCUUCAUCACCAUCCCGUCCCUGGUGGGCAUCUUCACACGCCUCAACCUCUACCUGCAUUCCGGUCAGGUGGCCUUGGCCAACCAGUGCCUCUCCCAAGCUGAUGCUUUCUUCAAAGCUGCCAUAAGCCUCGUUCCGGAAGUCCCGAAGAUGAUCAACAUCGAUGGGAAGAUGCGGCCGUCGGAAUCAUUCCUGCUGGAGUUCCUCUGCAAUUUCUUCUCUACGUUGUUAAUAGUUCCGGAUCAUCCUGAACAUGGAGUCCUGUUUCUUGUCCGGGAGCUUCUCAACGUGAUCCAGGACUACACCUGGGAGGACAACAGUGAUGACAAGAUCCGCAUCUAUACCUAUGUCCUGCACCUCCUGUCUGCCAUGAGUCAGGAGACCUACCUCUACCACGUAGACAAAGUCGACUCCAAUGACAGCCUCUACGGGGGAGACUCCAAGUUUCUGGCUGAAAACAACAAGCUGUGUGAGACAGUGAUGGCCCAGAUCCUGGAGCAUCUGAAGGCCCUGGCCAAGGAUGAGGCCCUGAAGCGCCAGAGUUCGUUGGGUUUGUCCUUCUUUAACAGCAUCUUGGCCCAUGGGGACCUGCGCAACAACAGGCUCAACCAGCUCUCCGUCCACCUGUGGCACCUGGCCCAGAGGCACGGCUCUGCAGACACCAGGACCAUGGUAAAAACUCUGGAAUACAUCAAGAAGCGAAGCAAACAACCAGACAUGGCUCACUUGACCGAGCUGGCCCUCAGGCUUCCUUUGCAGACAAGGACCUGACUCGAGUCCCAUCUCCAAGGCCUACACCCUCGGGCUUCGGUGCCAUAUCCGGAAAAGACCUGCUUUUUAUUUUAUUUUUACAGCUUUGGCCUUUACCAAGAUUAUUCUGACCCUGAAGUGGAAUCGUAAGAGCAUUAAAAUCUAACCUUGUUCACUGAGCGGCAAAAUAAUUAGCUGCUUUCCAGUGGUGUCUUUUUUUAAUUGGAAAAUAAUAACCUUAAAAGAACCACUGUUUUCCUCUCCAUAUUUUGCGUCUGGAAUUAAAUGUUGUCUAAACCACCUUGCAGGAUUCAUAAAAGGCAGGCUCAAUUAAUUUCUUUUUCUAUCAAAAUGAAUUGGACUUCGAACAUAUUCUGUGAGUAAACCUCCUGAAGAAAUAUUUAUGUUCAUGGCUGUUUGUUUAAUUACUUCUGAUUCUCUUCAUCCAGAGAAUGUGUCUAAACAUAUUGUGUGGUUUGCUUUGCAGCCAUCAUUCCAAAAAGCAUGUGGUUCUGUCUACUUUUUACCACCAGUUUCGUGGGACUUAUCUUAUAUUCCCACUGACAUUUUAUUUUGAAUCAGUGAACAUAUUAAUAUUGAUUGCUGACGAGAAUGCAA
This is a messenger RNA of Molossus molossus (Pallas's mastiff bat), 3505 nucleotides long. It is a transcript of the gene VPS35L, whose product is annotated as VPS35 endosomal protein sorting factor like. Lineage: Eukaryota; Metazoa; Chordata; Mammalia; Chiroptera; Molossidae. Gene Ontology annotation, cellular component: endosome. The transcript is spliced from 31 exons. Bases 14 to 2908 code for a protein of 964 amino acids. Gene Ontology annotation, biological process: endocytic recycling. The record is from RefSeq and is a predicted model, not a curated record.